CCUUGGUGAUGAAAUAUUUACCCGCGAACGUUGCAGGAACGUUCGUCAUUCAAAGAUUGCAACUCAUGGUCGUUGGUAUCGUUCAUUUUGUAGCUGAAAAAUAGCAGAAAGCUUGAACUUUUGGAGCGAAGAAGACGUUCAGGAGGUUCCUAAAGACGAAAGGUAGUAAAUUAUUGUUUUAAAUAUCUAAGAAGUACUUUUUUCUUAGAUUUAUUUGAAACUAAAAGCGUGCGUCCUCUUAGGCGACUGCACAAGACAACGCAAGAAUCGGGUUAAACAGCUGUCUUUUGUCUGUUUUCAAGCCGUCUUUUUUAUUCCGAGAAGGCAUUUUUCAAUCCAAUUCGAUGCAUUUUACUUCCCUAACUUGUUUCAAAAUGUCAGAAACGUGUUUAGGCGAAGAUUCAAGAGUUUCAAAGCGGAAGAAAACGCGUCGCGGCAGACGGUGGCGACUGGAAGAGAAAAGAAAAUUUAUAAACGAAUACAUGAAACAGAGAAAGCAUAGAGUAGCGCCUUCAAACACUACACAAUUCCUCAUGGAAGACAGAGAAAAAGUUGAACCAAUAUUAAAUUUAUCACCAUCGUCUUCGGUGUCAACAGAUAAUGAAAGUCGAGAAGAAAAUGACUUCGAAAUUUAUGCUGAGUUGGACAAUUUUAAUGAGCAGUUCUUUCUGAAAGAUUUCGAAACUACAUAUCGUCAAUUACACCGUGACAAUCUUUACUCUCUUUCCAAAAUUGAGCUUUUGGAAAAGGUGAAAUAUUUAGAAAGUCACAGAGACAGUUUGGAGAAAGAAAGACAAUUGUGUUGUAACAGUACUAGUGGUAUCAACAACAGCCUAAAAGAACCAAUAGGAGACAUGUCUGACUCUUUAAAAAGCGAAUUUCUACAGUUGCAAAAGGAGAAUGAUUCAUUACGGCAAGAAAAUAUAAGCUUGAAGCAGAGCACAGCGAACGACAUGUGUUGAUCAGUGAGAUUAGUAAGGAGUUUUUCAAGAAGGCAGAGCCUGUGUGCAGAUGUUCAAACAACCCACCCACCCACACAGACCAAUAUCGGCAAAAGGUUCGUUUGAUAUUUCUUGGGUGAUUAACUAAUAUACCAACCACGGUAAUAACCUUUAUGUCGAACAAUUCUUACAUUUUCUGUUUGUAAGGAAAAAAACAAAGAAAAAGUAGUUUUACCAUAUUGAUCGAAAAAAUUCAUUCAGCUUUAUGUUAUAAUGUUAGGAAUGGUUUAGCUGAUCAAAAAUGUGUUCCAAACAAUAUGCUUCAUAAGUACUAGUCAAUUUCAAACAUUUUUGCAUAAUUUUGCCCACACUACCCAUAAUCCACCUGGGGAUUGGCAUCAGAUCAGUGCUAUUUUAAUAACUUGACUUUUAUUAAAAACAAAGCAAGUGCAAUUAGUACCCAGAUCCUAAACCUGCAGCGAUCCCAGCCACAAUAUGUUUGGCGUUCCUCAUAAUAGCACUGGAUGUUGUUUUUAUGUUUCUUAAUUAAAAUUAUUGAAAAUAAUAAGGUCUGAGGGGGAACAGGUUUGUUUGAAAUUGACUAUUACAAAUUGAUUGAUAUUUUGUUACAUAAAUUAUAAGUUGGUGAGAAAACAUUCGUAGAAAAUAGUGUGUUAUAAAUACGAAAUUGCAAAGUACUGGGUUGAACAUAAAGAAAACUUGAAGUGUUGUUUUAUGUUUAUUUUGAAGUAACAGGUAGCUUUAUUGAUUUGGUCUAAUGAUUCAGAAUUCUUCUAGAUCACACUGUUGAAUUCCAUGACGACCACCCGCUGUGUAUUAAUAAUCCAUUGCAACAAUAGAUAAGGUAAAUAUUCUCUCAUUUUAGUAUUCCUUGGGGAGUUAUUGUGCAAAAGAAUGUAUAAUUUGAAUUUUUGUAAAAUACUUCUGCCUUGGCUUAUAGCAAAUGUAAGAGGUUUAUUGUACUUUAGUAAGGAUAAAAUACAUGUAGUUUGUACAAUAUUUAGACAUUGGUCCAGUGUUUGCAACUGUGUCAUGCUAAACACUUGUGGAAUUUUUAAGCACAGCAAAGAUAGUACUAAAUAGUUUUUCUGUGUAUUAUUGAUUGCUGAGAAGGGAAUUAUUUACUAACCAGGAAGAAAUAUUACAAAUCAGAAUUAGAUUAUGCAGGAAAUACUUUCGAGACUGCCAAUCUAAUGGUCUGUUUUAUUAUUCAAGCUGUUCAUUGACAACAUGUCAUGGCUGGAGACCAAGGAGUACACAUCACUGGUAUGGGAUGCCUUGGUUUGUAGCUGGUUUUUUCCUUCUCUAGACAAGGUUUCCAUUUGGUUGUGUUAAGUCAAGGUGAUAAUGUAGUGUCAAAAUAUAUCUUUGCAAGUAGUCAAGAUGUCAUAGGGACCAUUUACACAAUACUAAAUUGGGUUAUUCCAGAAACCAUCCAUAGAAAAAAUUGGAACUAACCCCCUCAGAUGUCCUAAUGCACUUUCAGAAGUAAAGUUUUUCUCCAGAUGGCAGAAAUUUCCUCGGUGGGAGUGUGGAUAUUUUCUGGAACUACCCAUUCACUUGUCCCAGCAGUCCCAAAUUUAACUGCUUGAUACCUCAAAUUGCGACUAUAUGAUAGAAUAAGACGAAAAUUGAGUGGGGGGGGGGGUGAGGAUAUUAUUCCUGAGUGGCAUAUAUGUUCAUGUCAUCAAGUGGAUUACCAUACCUCACACAAUAGACAUAAUUGAUCCAGAUUAGUUCACAUUAAUUGUAAUUACAUUGACUUGGUCACGACUGCUGCAGCCAAAUGGAACCUGCCUUUGCAAUCCAGUUGUAUUCUUUUUAGAUGAAGGUUUUUACUUGUAAAUAAUGUAGAAAGAAAAAUAGUAGCCAAUUAUCGUAGUUUAAUGCCUUAUUUAAUAAUAUUCACAUGGGUAAAAGAAAUAAAUGAACGCACAGAUGUGUGCAUGAUGUUUCCUUGUGGUGUACAAGAAAAUUCUUUAUAAGUAUUGCUAUCUCUUUCCAAGAUUCUGGUAAUUGUAGUUUUGGACCACAAGCAGGAAUCAUUAUGCACAAGGUCUAUUUGUCUUCUCAAUGAACGUAGAAUUAGUUUGCAGAAUACUUUGUGACAGGAUUCUAAGUAAAUACUCCUUGUAAUUUGUGUAACUGAUUGACACACCAUAACUAAUACAUCACAUAUUAAUAAAAAAUUUGACACUAAUCUUUAAUUAAUUAACCAUAUAAAUUUGUCCAAGCAGUAUGUUUUCCACCAGGCAACAUUGCCUCUAGUGGAGAAUGAUUUCAAGCAACAGCAUGGCUUGCACUUGCCAUGUAAAAUUCUUGUAAUUUUUCUUUGAAGUGUGAAUGGAAAGCACAUCGUGGGUGGAAAGAACAUCAUGCAAUCAACAAUCAUCUCAUUUGUAUUACACCAACUUCCAUUAGUUUCUGGAUCUUCCUUGCAAUGUCUGGGUUUUUGAGAUGGCUAAUCGAAGAAAAAGAAGAUUUUCAGGAAAUAUGUCCCCAACUUUUGCUGGGUUGAAUAUUAUUUCAGCCAGUGAAAGUGGGAGAACAGAUUUCCUGAAUUGUAGUGAUGUCCUAUGCUGACCUUUUGCUUCAAAAACUGAACUGUCAGAUAAGUGGCAGUAUUAAAUUGAAAUAGACAAAUGGACUCACUCUUGAAUUGCUCCAGAAUUUUCUGUCAUUUGUUCAAGGAUCAUCCUCAUGGCUGGAUCCCUUAGAAUUUCCUGGAAAACAGUAUGUAAUAAAUAAUUAAAAAACAGCAUUUAAGAUGGGAUUUCAAACAUUCACAGGUAAACUUGUGUUGUAAAAGUAAUUGCAAGUUAUGUAUCAAUUUCUACCUGUACUUCAGGGUCUGCCAUUGCUCUUCUUUUAACUUCUUCUGGAUCUGAAGAAGGUGUGGUAGAACUCACAUAACAUCUCUGUACACCUUCCUUGGCUUCCUAGAAUCAGCAAGUCAUAUUACAGUUUGAAUAACUAUUAGGUAGUGAAAGUUUCCACAAAAUACCACAUGCUAUAUUUUCAAAGCUUUCUAGUAUAUUCACACCCCAAAACUUAUACAUAUCAAAAAUGAAAUGUUGGAUAUAAAUAAAUUAUUUUUAUAUUGACAGAAUAAAUGCUUGCUAUAAUCUGUUCCAUUGGCUUAUUGUUUGUAAUUAUAACUUCUUUUUUACAAGCAAUCCAAAUUGUGCUCUAGUUUACUGUCUGUGUCCUUACCAACCUACAUGCAGUGGCUGCAGCCUCAACCUGAAUUUUUUUCAAUUUGGUUUGAGGCUGCAUGCAGGCUACGCCUUUACUCCCACUUUCUAUCAAUGCAUGUGCUCUGAGUAACAUCCAUUCAUUUAAAUAUUCACAACCCUGUUUCAAAGAUGGUUAACUUUUCUUACCUUAUUAUCGUUAUCAAGUUCUAAUGCUUUAUUAUAUGCAUCCAUGGCUUUGCUGAAUUCUUUCAUGGCAAAGUGGCAUGCACCUUUCCUUGUAUACCCCUUAACUAAAGAAUAUUAAAGGCUUAUUGGCAAAGAAAUUUGGACCCAGCAUUAACUUUUGUCAAUGUUUUUGUAAGUAAUAUUACACAAAGCUUACCAAAUGUUGCAUCUAAUUUGAUACACUCAUCACAGUCCUGCAUAAGAAGAAAUAUUAAAUUAUUAUUUUCUCUACAAGUAGUCACUACUGUAUAUAUGGCAUACCUUGAGGGCAAGACGAAGCUCGGCUAACUUCUGAUAACAAGCAGCUCGAUUGCUGUACAGUUUUGCAUCAUUAGGAUUUCUUUUUAUGGCUUCUGUGUAAUGUUUCAUUGCCUCGGGAAAUGCACCUAAAGUGUGAGAAGUUUAAAGCUUGGUAAAAGUACUGAAAAAGGUAACGAUAUGUAAUGACUGGAUUAAAUCCCACCCUAUAUAUGUCCUGUUCAGCUUUCCUUACCAGGUGCCAUGAUACAGGAUUACCUUUUUUGAAAAGCUCAUUUCCCUUUUGUCGUUCCUCCUCUGCCAGCUCUGGGUUUAUAUAGGCCAGGUUUUCUUUUUCCUUUAUAUCUUUCUUUAACUGCCAGUGUAAAAAUAAUGCUAGAUAUUGAUAAGUGUGCAACAUGAUCAGACAAAACUACUGCAGUAAUCAGGUAGGUUUUACCAGUGUUGGAUGUGGUCAAUAAGCUUGUCCUCUAACAUUUCAACCAUACCUUGUUGGUCUUUUUCACAAUAGCAUCGGAACGAAAUUCUGUCAAAGAUCUUUCAAAGUAGUGGAGUGCUUCUUCAAUUUUAUCUUGUUUGAGAUAAACAUUCCCUAUUCUUUCAAGGGCACUAGAAAUUGGGGAAAAUAUUUAAUUUUAUGCAGUCUGUACUAGAGGUGUGCAUUGGAUUGGAUUGGAACUUCAUAAUCCGACAAUUGGCUAAUGUUUAAAUUCCGAUACGAGUUUUGAUAAAGAAGUCCGAUCCGAAGAAUCCUUUAAUUAAUAAAAUAAAUUUCUCGUUCAAGUGGAAAUAUUUAACCAAAUAAUUAUUAUAUAUAAUUCAUUUUAUUUUGAAUAUCGAAGUCCGAUCCGACUACGAAACAACUUGAUCAAUCCGAAAUGACGAUUUUUGUUCCGAAAUCCGAACGGAUCAGAUUUUCACACCUAGUCUGUACAGUCCUCGUCAUUUGAAAGACAAGUGAAAAGUUAGCUUACCGAGCAAUUAUUUUAAAUUCAGCUUUGUGUUCUCUCCCUUGUUCUACAGCCAGCUCACAAUCUUUAAUACAUUUGUCAUAUUCAUCUUUCUCAAAGUGCGCAGCUAUUUGGAGGUGCAAUU
Molecule: messenger RNA, 5737 nt
Organism: Paramuricea clavata
Lineage: Eukaryota; Metazoa; Cnidaria; Anthozoa; Malacalcyonacea; Plexauridae
Source: the annotation of a GenBank genome assembly